CCCCCCCCCCAUUCCGCGUGCCCGAAGCUAGCGCGGCCGGCCGGGUUGGUGGCUGGCUGCGCACUCGGACAUGGCGUCGCCGCGGCUGGAGACCUUCUGCUGCUCCGACCGGGACGCGGCCACCGAGUUGGUGGUCACCUUCCAGCCGCUCCUGUUCGGGGCGGUGACGGCGGCCGGCGCGGCCGUGAGCCUGCUGCUCACCGUGCUGCAGAUCCUGCCCAAGAAGAAAGGCUACCGGAGGCUGGGCCAGUACCCGCUGCCCAGACCGGCGUCCUCGGCGCGGAUCCUCUUCAUCAUCAGCGUCUGCGACAUUUUGGGAUGUGCGGGGAUCCUUUUGAGGUCAUCUUUGUGGGUGGGCCUCCCAAACACGGUGGAACGGAUCUCCGAGGCCAACAGCACCGACACUUGGCCGGACGUGUUCUGCCUCGGCAGUGCGAUGUGGAUCCAGUUGUUCUACAGCGCUUCGUUCUGGUGGACCUUCUGUUACGCCGUGGAUGUUUUCCUGGUGGUCAAGACUUCGGCCGGAAUCAGCACCAUUAUCCUCUACCACAUGAUCACAUGGGGUCUGGCUUUGCUGCUGUGUAUCGAAGGCGUGGCCAUGCUCUACUACCCUUCCAUCUCCAACUGUGAGCAAGGCUUCCAGCACGCCAUCCCUCACUACGUCACCACGUACGCGCCCAUGCUGCUGGUCCUCGUGGCCAACCCCAUCUUCUUCUAUCGGACCACUUCUGCAGUGACAUCGUUGCUAAAAGGGCGUCAAGGGAUCUACACGGAAAACGAGCGCCGGCUGGCCAGCGCCAUAAAAAUCCGCUUCUUCAAAAUUAUGCUGGUUUUCUUUAUUUGCUGGGUUCCCAACAUCAUCAACGAGGGCCUCCUCUUCUAUCUGGAGUCGCAGGGCAACAUCGACGACGGCAGCCUCAGGAAUUUCAGAAACGCCGCCCUCAUCACUUGGUUCAUCAUGGGGAUCUUGAACCCCAUGCAGGCCUUCCUCAACACGCUGGCCUUCCACGGCUGGACGGGCUUGGACGUGGACCUGAGCCCGAGGCGGAGGGGCGAGCCGGCCUGGGAGUCGGCCUCUACGUCGGUGGCCAACCCGGGGGGCCACAACUCCAUGGUGGGCUCGGCCCUCCUCUACCAGAGCCACGUGCAGGAGGCCAAGAAAAGCAUGAACGGCAACGGGCAGCCGCAGUCCGACGCCAUCAGCGUCCUCUCAGAAGUUUGGAGCUCUAACUGUAGUGUGCGGUAGUCAACUCACCACUGGCAACGCUUCGCGAGCUGACAUGUUCCGCUGUCUUUUUUUUUUUUUUUCCACUAAAUGUCCCGUCAUUUGUUUUGCGAUUGUCUGCACUUUGUGAUGUUUCCAUUUCUCACUCAAAUAAAGGCUCGUCGUACACAUUUUUAAAGCGCCUGUCGUCACUUCAUUAUCGCGAUAGGCGCCUCAAAUUGUCACGGCGUCACAGACGAGAGCGGGGCGACGUGCACCAAUUUCACAAUUUCGCGUUAUAUUUGUGUGCAUUUCUUCGUUUCUACUUCACUUUUUUUUUUUUUCAAUGUUCUGAUCACAUAUGGGAAAUAUUUUGACAUUUUUUUGGGAGGUGCCAGAUGCAUUUAUGACGCAUUCAAAGAAAAUGGCAUGACCUCAUCCUAUUUCCCGUCCCGGAAUUUUUCUUUUUGGCAUUUCCCAGGUUGCAUUUUGCAAGAGAGGAAUCAUUUGAAACAAGUGAGUAAUACAGUCCCCCCCCCCCCCCCUGUUUUGUCUCGCUAGGUUCAGAAUCUAGCACAGUUGAAAUCCACAUAUCCAGCGAGCCACCAGACUACGGCGAUAUAGACGCCGACGAGGAAUCCUUGGGGACCGCAGGGAGGCACUAGCCGGCGUCACGUCGCUCGAAACUACUGUCGCUGGUGAAAGAAGAAGAAAAAAACUUAUACAAUCGAUUUCUUUCGUAUCUGUGGUACGACCUGAUUUCUAAUUCCCUCGUGCAGCCGGUUACAAAUAAUCUCGUGAACGUGACGAGCGUUCUCCUUGGGGACUCGCACUUAAAAGCGGACAUCUUUUUUUUUUUUUUUUAAUUAAUAACUGACACGACUGUAAUCCACAAAUUUGUCUUUUUGCACUUUUAUUCUUAUUAAAAAUCAAACGUGUUUCUUAGACUUGUAGUUGUUGGUUAUUGCGAUGUACUCCGAAUUUAGAAUCUAAUUUAGAUUUGCUAUAUGAAAACUGUACAGGGAUGCAAAGAUAUACCGUAAUUUCCGGCCUAAAAGCCGCGACUUUUUUCACACCCUUUCAACCCUGCGGCGAUGCCGCUAAUUUGUGCAUUUUUUCUAACGGCCCGAGCGGAAAAGGUAAGAAUGAGACCGGUGGAAUGUAUCUGCCGAGGGAGUGACUUUUAAAGGCCCUGUUAGCGCUAGCGUUAUGCUAGCAUGUUGCUGCUGUGUUACUGGCGUCUCAGUGAUAUUUACCGGUCAGCUUCAUCACCGGCGCGCGGACUCUCACACACACGGGUUUUUACAGCUUACCCUGAGGCCAGCAGAUCGCUGACAGGGUUCCAGGCACAGAUGAACACUUCCGACUCGUGACCUCGCAGCACC
Syngnathoides biaculeatus (alligator pipefish) is the source of this 2589-nucleotide messenger RNA. It is a transcript of the gene gpr143, whose product is annotated as G protein-coupled receptor 143. Gene Ontology annotation, molecular function: dopamine binding; L-DOPA binding; L-tyrosine binding. Gene Ontology annotation, biological process: melanosome organization; regulation of calcium-mediated signaling; G protein-coupled receptor signaling pathway. The coding region runs from base 71 to 1246 and encodes 391 amino acids. The record is from RefSeq and is a predicted model, not a curated record. NCBI's taxonomy places the organism in Eukaryota, Metazoa, Chordata, Actinopteri, Syngnathiformes, Syngnathidae. Gene Ontology annotation, cellular component: plasma membrane; melanosome membrane. The transcript has 10 exons.